UUCAAGAGAGUGAGGCAGCUGAUGUGACUACCAAUGGGGAACGCAAGUUGCAACCACUGCGCUAGAUGAGAGCGCAGGCAGGACAUCCGAACUUCUCAACUUGCCUUGACAAGGAAACAGAAUACAUGGACCAGGAGGAAGGAAGGAACGACACAAACUGUCUUUUAGCUUGCUUCACCAACAUGACAUAACCAACAAAUGCACAUUUGUGGUGAAUUGUGCUACCUAGUUAGCUAGCUGGCUAACUUUCUAGCUAAAUAAUUCAUUGCCACAUUACAAGCUAGCUAGGCUAGCCAGAUUCGUUUACGAUCAUUAACGCGCACACGGCAGCUAGCUGAUGUUACUGUCUGAAAAGGCUGGGACGUCAACAUCACACGGGAAAACGUGCGGUGUUUACUAACAUUUUGCUCGCUCAGAAUUUUAAUAACUAGAUGAAUUAGCUAGCUAGCUAGCUACAUACCAGACGAUAGCUAGUCCUGACAGCUAUCGUUAGCUAGCUACGUAUUCCAUGGCAUCAGUUUUGUUUGUAAACGUUCGCCUGGUUACAUACUGUUGGUUGUGACCGUGCCAAAGAAAUAGAUGUAUUAUUGAAAGAAUCAUGGCUAAAAUAGAGAAUGGUCGCCAGUCGGCCGACUCGAGAAGUAUCAGGACCAUUAGUAGCAGUCAUAUGGACGACGAGAGCUCCCUUGGCUCAGACUCCGAGAUGAACGGCUUUACCAACGACAGGCACACUGAUAAAUAUGGAUUUAUUGGAGGGGCGCAACAGUAUUCAGAAGAAUCGGCUCAGGAUGUCCCUCCAGAGGUGCUGAGGCAGCGAGAGGUCAAGUGGCUAGACAUGCUGAGCAACUGGGACAAAUGGAUGGUCAAGAGACACAAAAAGGUGAGACUGCGGUGCCAGAAAGGAAUCCCACCCUCACUGCGAGGCCGUGCUUGGCUCUACCUGUCAGGAGGAAAAGUGAAGAGGGAACAGAACCGGGGGAAGUUCGAGGAGCUGGACAGUCAGGCUGGAGACCCAAAAGAGCUGGAUGUGAUUGAGAAAGACCUGCACAGACAGUUCCCCUUCCAUGAGAUGUUUGUAUCACGAGGGGGCCACGGACAGAAGGACCUGUUCCGUGUUCUGAAGGCCUACACGCUGUACAGGCCAGAGGAGGGCUACUGUCAAGCCCAGGCCCCCAUUGCUGCUGUGCUGCUCAUGCACAUGCCUGCUGAGGAUGCAUUCUGGGGGCUGGUCCAAAUUUGUGAGAAGUACCUCCCUGGAUACUACAGUGCAGGGCUGGAGGCCAUCCAGUUAGAUGGAGAGAUCCUGUAUGCUUUGACGCGGCGUGUCUCCCCCAUAACCUACCGCCACCUGGAGAAACAUAAAAUAGAGCCCAUUCUCUACAUGACAGAGUGGUUCAUGUGUGCCUUCUCCCGCACCCUGCCCUGGGCCUCAGUUCUCCGUGUCUGGGACAUGUUCCUCUGUGACGGUGUGAAGAUAAUUUUCCGGGUGGGCCUGGUGCUGCUGAAGUGCAUGCUGGGUACCCGUGAGAAGCUGAAUGCGUGUCAGGGCCAGUAUGAGACCAUGGAGCUGCUGAGGGCCAUAGAGCCACGCUACAUGCAGGAGGGCUUCCUCGUCCGGGAGGUUCUGGAUGUGCCCAUCUCAGAGCGGGACGUUGAGAGCGAGCACCAUGUUCAGCUGAAGCGCUGGAGGAAGAACCGCGGUGAGCUGCACUGGAAGUCUCCUCCCAGAAUGCACGGUGCCAGGGCUAUCAUGGCUUCGGAGCCUCCCAGUCGCCAGGACCUUCGUCAGAACCCCACCAUCAUCGUCGAGUCGCCCCUGCCUGCCCCUCAGCUGCAGAAGAGAGAGAAGAAGGGCAAAGAGGAGAAGAAGAGCAUUAAGAAAGGAAGUAUGAAGAAAACCCCUCCUGUCACGGAGAUCCCCAACCCUUAUAAUUUACCUGGUGACCCUAAGCUUCCACUCAGAGAUCCUCUGCUUCCACUCAGAGAUCCUCUGCUUCCACUCAGAGAUCCUCUGCUUCCACUCAGAGAUCCUCUGCCUCAGCUUCCACUCAGAGAUCCUCAGCCUACUCUGAGAGACUCACCAGCACAGAAGCCCCUCGUCAAUGACACACCCCUCCCAAACACACUUAAAGACUCUCACCUUCCCCAACAACCAGCCCUUAAUGACCAACCAGUCUUUAACGACCAGUCUCUUCUCAAAGAGUCGCCCCUCCAGAUGUCCAGACAGAGCCUGAGUAGCACAGAGGCAGAUCAUCAGGACACAUACCUGUAGCUCUCGCUGUGGGCAGAAGGUGGAACUGCAUGUGUGAAACUGGGCCUGAUGGUGAGUGAGAAGAACUGGAACAUCCCCUGUUUUAUCCUGGACAGUUCUCAUUCACUCACUCACUCACUCUCAGGCCCUCUGCAUGCCAACCAAGCCCUCUGUCUCUUUAUCAGGCACUAGCACAGCUCAGCCAUAUACCAGCAACUGGGUGUACCAUGGCUAAUGUCACUGCAGCCCAACUAUGGGCGACAAUUGUAUAUUUUUCAUAUGAUUUUAUUCUGCCUGCUUUUAAGACACUGUAUUGCCUAGAGCAAGCACACAGUCAGCAGCAUACACUAAUGCAUCACUGCCAAGUGUUAUAAUACUUUCAUCCUUAUGUUACCUCUUCAUGCUUCUUCACUCUGACUGUUACUGAUGUGCAAGGGAGAUAGUGUUCUGUGUGCAAGGGAGAUGGUGUUCUGUGUGCAAGGGAGAUGGUGUUCUUUGUGCAGAGGAGAUGGUGUUCUUUGUGCAGAGGAGAUGGUGUUCUUUGUGCAAGGGAGAUGGUGUUCUUUGUGCAAGGGAGAUGGUGUUCUUUGUGCAAGGGAGAUGGUGUUCUUUGUGCAAGGGAGAUGGUGUUCUUUGUGCAAGGGAGAUGGUGUUCUUUGUGCAAGGGAGAUGGUGUUCUUUGUGCAAGGGAGAUGGUGUUCUUUGUGCAACGGAGACAUGCUAUUGAUUUAUUGGUUGUGUAGUUGUAUACAAAACAAUCAUCACCUAAUAGACUAUCUGAUUCUAGGGUUUAACAAGAGACUUGAUUAAAUCAAACUGCCUUCAUUCACACAAAAUGGGAGUGUUUAAAAAAAUAUAUAUAUAUAUAUUCAUUCAAAUCUCCCAACCACCUGUGGUUUGUAGGUAAUAGAAAUUGGAAAUAUAAACUUUUUUUAAACUAAGCUAUACUACUAUUGAUACUUUUAAAAUUUAAUGUAAACACUUGCCAUUUCAUUUUGAUUAAUGCCUAAGAAAGAGCUGGGUAUAUAUUGUUUCAAGUCAGGUUGGUUGAGUCAAAUUCCCAGUUGGCCUUAUCGAUAAGUAAAGAGCUUCCAUCCUUCACCACCAGAGAGCAGUCUUGGUGUGUUUUCCUGUAUAUUCUGUUAUCCCAGCUGCUAACUUCCCCUUCCUAAAAAGGAACUCCGAGCACUCUUGUCUCGAAUUUACACUCAUUACAUGUCAAUUCCAUACUUAAAGGAACUUGCGAGCUUGUUUUACUAUACAGUAAAAGGUGACGUAUGACAUGUGCCUUGUACAACUUGUGUAUAAAUCUUCGACCCCUGUGGCUAUCUAUUGUCCCUGCCAGGUGGUAAUGGACCUGAUGUCUGGAGACCAGACACAAACCUCACUGUGCCAGGCAAUUCCAGUUACUAUGUAGCAUUUAACUCAUUUAAGGUAUGCAAGAAAGAGAGAGGACUGGACAUUCCUCACAAUGAUUUGACACAUUCCUGCCCUUGGGUUUCUUAAAAGCCUAUAUGUCUUGUAUGUCUUGUAUGUCUUGCAUGCUACAUGUACAGUAUUCAUGCAUGUUCAUAUUUCAUAGCAGUUAGCUGGAUUGUUCCACCAAUUCGGUGCCUUUUGAAAGUAACUUGGUCAACCUAAUUUGAUUUCACCUCAUUUUAACAUUGUCAUUAAAAGCACUUUUCUUUUUCUUUUUUCACUUUACCCUCUCGAGGUUAAAUAAUAAUAAUAAAAAGACUAAGUGCCAAAUAAAGUAACAAGGUUGACUAUAACAAGGUUGACUAUAACAAGGUUGACUAUAACAAGGUUGACUAUAACAAGGUUGACUAUAACAAGGUUGGUGAUUUAAUCUUAAAUACCCUUGUGAAUCUUCAAAAUUACUUUGUCAAAGCAACAAAAUAACUUUACAAUGAUGGUGAAAAUGUUAGGGUUAAGUGGGUUAAAAAUCUUCCUAGAAGUCAGACGGUGCACGGAGGAGCAUGUCAACAUGCUGAAUUUAUUUCAUUAUCUAUGUGGUCUUUAUUAAAGGGCACUUCAUUCAAUAUAACUCACUGUUAAAAUUCAAUAUUGGUGCACAAUUUCUACUUAAAAUAUCAAUGGGACGCAAAAGGCACUCUUUGUGGAACGGCCCGGCUGUAUAGUGCUAACCUCUGCUCCUCUGCACAGGUGCUGGAUGAUGUGGACCUUGCAGGCUAGAUACUUUUGUAUAUAUAGUGUUUGUGGACGUGUGUGGAUUCGGACAUUACAACCACAUCCAUUGCUGACAGGUGUAUAAAAUUGGGCACACCGCCAUGCACUCUCCAAAGACAUACAUUGGCCUUACUGAAGAGCUCAGUAACUUUCAAUAUGGCGCCAUCAUGGGAUGCCACCUUUCCAACAAGUUAGUUGGUCAAAUUUCUGCCCUGCUAGAGCUGCCCUGGUCAACUGUAAGUGCUGUUAUUGUGAAGUGGAAAUGUCGAGGAGCAACAACUGCUCAGCCAUGAAGACGUAGGCCACACAAGCUCACAGGACGGGACCGCUAAAGCACGUAGCGCGUAAAAAUUGUCUGUCCUUGGUUGCAACACUCACUACUGAGUUCCAAACUACCUCUGGAAGCAACGUCAGCACAAGAAUGAUUCGUCAGGAGCUUCAUGAAAUGGGUUUCCACAGCCGCACACAAGUCUAAGGUCACCCUUCUCAAUGCCAAGCUUCUCCUGGAGUGGUGUAAAGCUCUCCGCCAUUAGACUCUGGAGCAGUGGAAACGCAUUCUCUGGAGGGAUGAAUCACGCUUCACCAUCUGGCUGUCCAACAGACGAAUCUGGGUUUGGCGGAUGCCAGGAGAACGCUACCUACCCCAAUGCAUAGUGCCAACUGUAAAGUUUGGUGGAGGAUGAAUAAUGGUCUGGUGCUGUUUUUCAUGAUUGGGACUAGGCCCCUUAGUUCCAGUGAAGGGAAAUCUUAACGGAACAUUCUAGACAAUUCUUUGCUUCCAACUUUGUGGCAACAGUUUGGGGAAGGCUUCCUGUUUCAGAAUGGCAGUGCCCCAUGCACAAAGUGAGGUCCAUGCAAAAAUGGUUUGUCGAGAUCGGUGUAGAAGAACUUGACUGACCUGUACAGAGCUCUGACCUCAACCCCAUCGAACACCUUUGAGACUAAUUGGAAUGCCGACUGCGAGCCAGGUCUAAUCGCCCAACAUCAGUGCCCGACCUCACUUAUGCUCUUGUGGCAGAAUGGAAGCAAGUCCGUGCAGCAAUGUUCCAACAUCUAGUGGAAAGCCUUCCCAGAAGAGUGGAGGAUGUUAUAGCAGCAAAGGGGGGACCAACUCCAUAUUCAUGCCUGUGAUUUUGUAAUGAAAUGUUUGAGGAUCAGGUGUCCAAAUACUUUUGGUCAUGUAGUGUGGCUCUGUAAAGACAUGGAUCAGCUUAUUGCUACACUGAGUGACAGGUCCAGAUAUAUGGUGAUCAAAACCAAAUAACAAUGUGAUAAGGAUCAUCGGAUUGAUCCAUUGCCUGUUGGAUGCUUAGCCUUACUUGUUGCAUACCGGCGAAGGGAAUACUUUUGGGAUAUCUUGGAGUUUUCAUCUUUUGGGAUAACGUUGAAGCCUUUCCAUUUAAAAAUGUUAUAUUCAUUUGGGAAAAUCAUGAGGCCUGUUGGGAUAAAGAUCAGGCCUUUGCUUUGGGAAAAUAAUGGACAGUCUGUUGACCGAAGCCUUUUUGGUGAUUCAAGUUUAGAGGCAACAAGGUUUGCAGUCAGAUGUCUCAAAGGUUUUUUAACUAUUAUGUUGUAGGCACUAUAGGAAAUGAUUCAGUAGAGAUUAAGACGUAAUCGAUGCACAACACUUAUUAUUGCUACAAUAUAUCAUUCCACUGAAUGCUGCAUGUUUGUUGUACAGGUCACCUCUAAGACCUCACUAAAAAGCAAUAAAAGGUGAAUGGAGGUCAAGUAAACAAAAACAUAUUUGAUUUUUUAUUUAACCUGGCAAGACCGUUAAGAACAAAUUCUUAUUUACAAUAACGGCUUAACCUGGACGACGCUGGGCCAAUUGUGCGCUGCCAUAUGGGACUCCCAAUCUUGGCCGGUUGUGAUACAGCCUGGAAUCGAGCCAGGGUCUGUAGUGAGGCCUCUAGCACUGAGAUGCAGUGCUUAGAACACUGGGCCACUCGGGAGCCACAUAGCCUUUCUCCACCCAAGUGUAUAGUGACCUGUAUCACAUAUUUCCCAUUUUGCAGCUAUUAUAGUUUAAUUUAAUGCUUAAAAUGUGUAUAUAAGACUAAUUUGUCAAAUGUCAUUUUGUAAAGAAACAUUAUUUUUGUUGUGUGUACACAUCCAUAUUUGAUGAUCAUAAUCCACCAUUUGCCAUAAAUCAUGGUAGAAACUGAAUCUAUAUUUUAGCUAGAUAAUUUUGACACUAACUUUACAGUUUAAAAAGCAAACAUAUGCAAUGCUUUCUUCCCUAGAAAUAUUCAUGUUUUCUCAGCACAAUGGUUUUAAUUUAGUUUAUUCAGAGAGGCCUUUGGUAUUUUUAUGUUUUUAUUUAUUUUUUAUUUCACCUUUAUUUAACCAGGUAGGCUAGUUAAGAACAAGUUCUCAUUUACAACUGCGACCUGGCCAAGAUAAAGCAUAGCAGUGUGAACAGACAACAACACAGUUACACAUGGAGUAAACAAUAAACAAGUCAAUAACACAGUAGAAAAAGAGUCUAUAUACAUUGUGUGCAAAAGGCAUGAGGUAGGCGAAUAAUUACAAUUUAGCAGAUUAACACUGGAGUGAUAAAUGAUCAGAUGGUCAUGUGCAGGUAGAGAUACUGGUGUGCAAAAGAGCAGAAAAGUAAAUAAAUUUUUAAAAGUAUGGGGAUGAGGUAGGUAAAUUGGGUGGGCUAUUUACCGAUGGACUAUGUACAGCUGCAGCGAUCGGUUAGCUGCUCAGAUAGCAGAUGUUUAAAGUUGUCAACUAUCAACAAAUAUGUAUUUAUCUCAAAGUUGUUUCAUAUUGUCAUUUUUGUUUUUACAAAUAAAAUCACUUUGAUCAACAACA
Messenger RNA from Oncorhynchus kisutch (coho salmon), 7264 nucleotides. Its product is annotated as TBC1 domain family member 10A-like. Bases 599 to 2272 code for a protein of 557 amino acids. NCBI's taxonomy places the organism in Eukaryota, Metazoa, Chordata, Actinopteri, Salmoniformes, Salmonidae. The transcript has 9 exons. Gene Ontology annotation, biological process: regulation of GTPase activity. Gene Ontology annotation, molecular function: GTPase activator activity; small GTPase binding. The record is from RefSeq and is a predicted model, not a curated record.